Molecule: messenger RNA, 3570 nt
Organism: Ichthyophthirius multifiliis
Lineage: Eukaryota; Ciliophora; Oligohymenophorea; Hymenostomatida
Product: phospholipid-translocating p-type flippase family protein, putative
Exons: 8
Biological process (GO): phospholipid translocation
Cellular component (GO): plasma membrane
Molecular function (GO): ATPase-coupled intramembrane lipid carrier activity; ATP binding; magnesium ion binding
Source: RefSeq, a predicted model, not a curated record
AUGUCAAACAUAAUAAAGACUUCGCGAUACACCCUAAUAAAUUUUUUCCCAUUUUCCCUUCUCCUUCAAUUUAACAGAUAUGCAAAUAUAUACUUCUUAGUAAUAUCCGUUCUAUAAUGUAUAUCAAUAAUAUCUCCAUUAAGUCCUACAGUAGCCGUAUUUCCAUUAGUUAUAGUUUUGAGCAUCUCGAUGAUUCGGGAAGGUAUAGAAGAUUACUAUAGGCAUGUAAGUGAUAAUGAAUAAAAUUAUUAAUAAUAUACUACUUUAAUAAAUUAAAAUAGGAAAUAAAUGUAAAUUCCUUUUGCGGAUAUAUGUGUAGGAGAUAUUAUCUAAAUUGAAUAAGAUCAAGUUUUCCCAGCCGAUUUGCUUGUUUUGGGUAGCAGUUUGGAAGGAAUUUGUUAUAUAGAAACGGGUGCUUUGGACGGUGAAAAAAAUUUAAAGACGCGUUCUGCUUUAGCAUAAACUUCAAGUUUUUUUUGUGAAAUUAAUACAAAUGGGUUUAUAAAUAAAGAUUAAAAUUUUUAACUUGAACUUUAUACACGAAAACCUGAUUAAGAUCCAAAUAGGUUCGAAGGAAGUAUCGUUUUCAAUGAUAAUUUUAAUGUAAAUAAAGAAUAAAUACCUUUUAAUAUAAAGUAAUUGCUCCCAAGAGGAGCUUUUUUAAGAAAUACUGAAUAUGUAUAUGGAGUAGUUGUAUAUACAGGAAUGGAUACCAAAAUAAUGCUUAAUUCCGAAAGUUCAAAAUAAAAAACUAGCGAUAUGGAGAAAAAAAUGAACCAAUUUAUUUUAUGCAUACUAUGCUUUUAAUUUAUAUGUUCUUUCGUUAUGAGUGCUUGCUAAUAUAAUUGGAUGAACCAAAAUAGUCAUAUUUAUCCAUAUCUAUAUUUAAAUUAAAAUGGUAUGAGUAAUAUUGUUUAAUCUGUCGCUGUUUUCUUUUCAUUCUUUAUUUUAUUUAAUACAAUGAUUCCAAUUUCUUUAGUCAUUUCUUUAGAAAUAGUUAAAGUUGCUUAAUCUUAUUUUAUUAUGAAAGAUUAAGAAAUGUUUAGUGCAAUUAAUAAUAGAUGGCCUAGAGUUUUAACAUGCACAAUAAAUGAAGAAUUAGGCCAAGUUGAGUAUAUUUUUUCUGAUAAAACAGGUACUUUAACAUAAAACUAAAUGUAGUUUAAAAUUGCGGUUGUUGGGAAUAUGUUAUAUGGAAAAAAUAGUUAAAAAAAUAUUAAACAAAAGUCACCUUUACCAACUAAUAAACGCCAUUAAUUAACUGAAUUUAUAUUUGAAGAUUAAAAUUUAGACUAUCUUUUAAAGUCUUCUUCAAAAGAAUAGAACAUAUCUUUAAACAUUAUACUAAAUUCAACUGAUAAAUAAGCUUAAUAUUGUAUAAAGGAUUAAUUAUAAUUAACAAAAGAAUAUUUUAAAUUAUUAGGAGUUGCUCAUGAAUGUAUAGUUAGCAAAAAUAAAGAUCCUACAGACACGAAUAUAUAUUAUUAAGGCCCUUCUCCAGACGAGGUUACAUUAGUAGAUGCAGCAUAUAAUUUAGGCUUUGUUUUUAAAGGUUAGACAAAUUAAAGUAUAUAAAUGAAAAUAUUAGGUAAAGACACUGAAAUUUUAAAAAUUAAUAUUUUUGAGUUUUCUAGUGAAAGGAAAUGUAUGACUAUAAUAAUUUAGGAUGAAGGAAUUUAUAAAAUGUACAUUAAAGGGGCUGAUAAUAUUAUAAAAGAUAAGUUAAAUAAAAAUAUUAAAUAGCCUUUUUUAUAAUAUGCUAAUGAAUAAUUAAAUUAGUUUUCAAUUUUAGGAUUAAGGACACUUCUUGUAGGAAUGAAAAUCAUGUCCAAAAAUGAAGUCGAAGAAUUCAAAAAGCAAUAUACGAAACUUUCCGAAGCUUAAAAUAGAGAUGAAGAGAUAGCGAAGCUAGCAUAAUAAUAUGAAAAAGAUUUUUUUUUAAUAGGAGCUACUGCUGUAGAAGAUAAGCUUUAAGAUGGUGUACCUGAAACAAUAAAUGAUUUAAUAAGGGCUAAUAUUAAAAUUUGGAUGUUAACUGGCGAUAAAUUAGAAACAGCUGAAAAUAUAGCAAAAAGUUGUAAAUUAAUUCUGAAUGAUUUUGAGAUAUUUACAUUAAAUACAUCUGAUGAAUAAAUUAUAAAAAGGGAACUAAAUUAAGUAAUAGAUAAGAGAUUUAAAUAUUGUGUAGAAAAUAAAAUUAGAAAGUGUUUUCUAAUUGAAGGAAGUUCUCUAGCUGUAAUUAUGGAUCCGAAAAAUUAAUUAUUAAAAUAAAAGUUUGUAGAAAUUUCAAAAAGUUGUGAAAGUGUUGUCUGUUGUAGAGUUUCUCCAAUUUAAAAAGCUUAAGUCGUUCGAACAAUUAAAGAAGCUUUAAACAAAAUAACUUUAGCCAUUGGAGAUGGAGCAAAUGAUGUAAAUAUGAUAUAAGAAGCUCAUAUAGGGUGUGGAAUAUAUGGAAAUGAAGGAAUGAGGGCAGUUUAAAGUAGUGAUUUCGCUUUUGGACAAUUCAAAUGCUUAUGGAGAUUACUUUUAAUACAUGGGAGAUGGUCAUAUAUAAGAAUUUCUGAUAUGAUUAUUUAUUUUUUUUAUAAAAAUAUGAUAUUUACAAUACCUUAAUUUUAUAAUGCAUUUUAUUCAGGAUUUAGUUCUUAAACUGUUUUUGAUGAUUGGAAUAUUUCUUUAUAUAAUCUAAUAUUUACAGCCCUUCCCCUAAUUGUAAGGGCAAUCUUAGAUUAAGAUGUGAAUUAUUAAUAUUAUAACGUAGAUAAGUUUUAUAAUUUAAAUGAAACAGAUAUAAUGUAAGUAAAUAAUUUAAUUAAAAAAAGAAAACAUUAUAUUAAGAAUUAAAUGCCUAAUUUAUAUUAUUUAGGAUAAAAAAAUAUGCUUUUUACUAAUUCUAUUUUUACCUUUUGGGUUAUUGAAGGAAUAAUGCAUGGAGCUAUUAUCUAUUAUAUCUCUUUUUGGAGUGUUAGUAGUGAAAUAUUAAAAAAAGGAUAAAAUUCAUCUUAAUGGUCUUUUUCUUUAAUAAUGUUUACUGCAACUGUUUUAACUGCUGAUAUAAAAUUAGGAAUUCAUACGAAAUAUUGGACUUCAAUUAGUUAUAUUGCAUUUUUUUUCGCAAGUUUAGGUACAUAUUUAGCAUUUAUGUUCCUUAGUGAGGUUUUGGAAAUUUCAUAUUAAUUUGCAAUUCCUAUAGAUUUAGUAUAAACUCCUCAUUUUUAUUUAGUGAUUUUCAUUAUUGUUUGCUCGAUUUUUGUAUUUGAUUAAUGUGCAAUUUUGUUAAAUUAAUUUUUCGGAAAAUAAAAAGUUGAAUAAAAAUUAAGAAAAUUAAUAAAAAAAAACCUAUAAAAAAAGAAAAUAAAUGGGAAAUUGAAUUAACAGAGAUAGGAAAAAGCAGCUAAUUAUAAAGCUUUUUUGAAACCGAAUAAAUUAUAAUUAAAAUAGAAAACAAAGAGAAUUUAAUUUAUAAAGAAAACGAUAAUAUGCCUAUUAAUUAUAAAGAUAGAUAAUAAGAAUAAAUUAAUUCAAGUAAUAUAAUUAUUAAAACUAAUAUUUAUUUAUAAAAAUAGUUGA